AGAAGUAGCAACACGAAGCUCGCCGCACAACCCGGCACAGCGGCCAGGUAGUCACUUCGGCCGGUUUACCGAACACGUCGGUUCGGAAGCGUCGAUCUGAGGGAACGCCUCUUUCAUCAUCCGGCGAGUCAACAGCCACACAGCUCCCCCCUCUUAAGACUGUCCCUGGAGCCAAGGCCAGACCCAGCAAGAAAGCUCGUGUAGAUAAACCGUCCGACGACCAUGUGGUUGUUGAACCGGAGAGAACUCCAGAACUGGAAAGAACCAAUGUUGAUGCCAUAGUUGAUGAUCCACCCCCUCAAGACCAUGAUUUUGUUGAACCAGUAGAAGUUAACCCAACAGGUCAUACUGAUAAACCGGCAAGCCCGGUCCCAACUGAUGAUAGACCUUCAAGUCCAUCUAAGGCUGCUGAUGAAUCGUCAACUCUAGUAAAGGCUGCUGGUGACAAGGAAGAUGAUGUUAUAAUUACUGGUGUUGGCCACACCACCCCUGGCAAUCUUGUUGCAUUAUCAGAGCAUAGUGCUAAGGAGGAACUCUCUGCUAUGGGCAAAGGCAAGUGGAGCACAAACUUGUCAAGCUACGCCCACCUCAACGCCCAAGAACUUCAUUCUGGUUUCUUAAACCGUCUGUACACAAACCGUGACUACGAAGCCGGUUUAGUGAAUCUGAUGAAGGAGCGAUAUGAGGCUGAGCUGAGCAAAAAGGAAGCCCAAACCGCUGACCUUCAACAAAAUAUCAAAACCCAGCAAGCAGAGACCUUCAAAGCCAAAGAAGAAUUAACCAGUGCGUUAGCAUCUAUGGAGAAGCUGAAGGAAACUUUGAAGAAGGAACAGGCAGACUGGGGCAUAGAGAAAGCCGCUUUACAAAAGAGAGCCGAAGACGCAGAGGCAACCCUUAAACCGGUGGUCGAAGAGCUGACCAGUUUAAAGCGGCAGAUCAAUGCCAUGACCUCUGCUGUUUUUGGAACUCGCAUUACCCAUCUAGUCUUUGACAUGCGGAUGAAGCUGAAGGCUGCCUAUACACUGAUUGAGCAGUUAUAUUCCGGAGCUCAACAGGCCAUUUGCACCGCUACGCAUAAUAAACCGCCUCCAACCUUACUAAAAGAGACCAUUGAGAAGCUGUCUAUGCUGCCCGCCCGGUUGGAUGAACUAAAAAGAUCAGCAGCCAGGUCAGGUGCGCUGACCGCACUAAUCCGGGCGAAGGCAUGGAUACCAGAUCUUGAACCGUCAGAUAUAGGCAGCGGCUACCCUGGCGUGAAGGAGGACGGCUCAAAAUUUAACAAUGACGAUCUUCAAAGGUUGACAAGGGAAAUGCGCCCCAUAGCGAGCAAAUUGGCUGAUGAAACAGAUCUCUCUCAUUAUCAGCCGGUUUAUGAUUCUGAUCAGGAAAGAUAUCCUGCGCCAACACAUGAUGUAGAAGAUCUUGUUCCGACAAUCCGUAAGCACACCUAUGCCCCUGAUGUUGACCCCUCAAACCUUAUAAGUGAUGAAACUGUAUUUCAAGCCUUAACUGGAAUCGAUUGGGAAACCAUUGACUUCCAGCCACUGGGUAGAGAGGAGGAAGAUGCACCAGCGCAGGACGAUCCACAACCGUCAACUCAGCCUGGUGACGAGUCAUGAUCCGGAGGCCGGUUUAGCGUUCGGCGCACUACCACCUUUGCCGAAAUAAUUAUUCUUUUGGGCAUUAAAACACUUCGUAAUAGGCUAGUUGAAAACACUUGGUCUGCUAUGCCAUCGUGCAUACUUAUUUUUCCUGAUACCGUGAAUCCACCAUGCUUUAGGAGAUAUUAUGUUUCAUAACCCGUAGUGGUGUUUAUUCAAAUUAUUCCCGCAUACAAUAAGUUUGAAAGUGUCCUAGCGGUUUACCGCUGGACAUGUCAUGAUGCCCAAAUAUA
Triticum dicoccoides is the source of this 1894-nucleotide messenger RNA. RefSeq lists its product as uncharacterized. Lineage: Eukaryota; Viridiplantae; Streptophyta; Magnoliopsida; Poales; Poaceae. The transcript has 5 exons. The record is from RefSeq and is a predicted model, not a curated record. The coding region runs from base 543 to 1619 and encodes 358 amino acids.